UUUGAAAUAACAGUAGCAAACGUGGAUAACGUUGGUUAUUUGGCAGACGGAGGUAGCUAGAUGGAUCGACGGAUUAACUAUCCAAGAUAGGGCGAGUAAUAUAAAACGUUAUUAGACUGCAUGAAAUGCAGAUGACCAGUGGCUAGAGUGGGCGGGCGGCAGCGCGAUGGACGAGUUGGUGCAUGACCUGGCGUCGGCGCUGGAGCAGACCUCGGAGCAGAACAAGCUGGAGGAGCUGUGGGAGGAGAUGGUGCUGAGCCCGCUGCAGCAGCGCCGGCAGAUCCGCCGCAGGCGGGGACGCAAGCGCCGCUGCGACUCCUCCCUCCACCCGCUGGAGCACGGGCGCUGCCUGAGCGAGGCGUCCGAGUCCAGCCUGGACGAGGCGGCCAAGGACUGCCGCGAGAACGCCGCCGCCGCCGCCAACUUCAGCGACUCGGACGACAUGAUGGUGGCCAAGCGCCGGCCCUCCUUCACCUCCGGCACCGCCUCCCUCAAGACCAAGCAGCACUCGUGGCCCGAGUCGGACUCCUUCACCGAGAACACGCCGGGGCGGCCGCUCCGCCGGCGCCGCAAGGUCAAGCGCAUGACCUCGGACGUGAUGGUCAGCCUGCAGCAGAAGCUCAAGGUGUCCGAGCUGGACGGCGAGCGCGUGGGCAAGUCGGCCAAGAAGCAGCGGCUGUCCAAGCUGAAGAAGGGGGCGGGGCCCUGGGCGGGCGCCGGCCGCGACGCGGGGGCCGGCGGCGCGGGGCUCAUGUCCGAGGAGUGCUGGAAGGACAAGAUCAUGUUCGAAGCCAAGGACCAGAGAGAGGCCUCGGAUGAGAACAUGUCCGAAUGUGAAACCAGCAGUGUAUGUAGCAGUGAUCCCGGGCUUUUCACAAACGACGAGGGGAGGCAAGGCGACGACGAGCAGAGCGACUGGUUCUUCGAGGGCGAGUGCGGCCCGGGCAUGGGGGUCCCCGGCCUGCUCUCGGGCUGGGACGCCGACGCUCAGCCCGAGCUGGAGGUGCUGGAGUCGGGCCUGGACAAGCUCUCCUCCCCCACCUUCCUGCAGCCGGCCCGGCCCUCCCAGAGAGGGUACCACGCCCGUCUGAACCGCCUGCCCGGAGUGGCCGCCCGCUGCAUCAGGAAGGGCAGGAGGAGGCUACCUGGCAAGGACAGUAGCAUGGCGUCCAUGUCUGUGGAGAGGAUGAAGCAUUUCUCCCAGGACCCCUACCAGAAAGAUUUUUGGCUGCCAUCAAUCGGGAAACGAGACUGGCAUCAGUUCAACCCCCUGUCUCCUCUCUACCCGAUGGACAUGGUGUGCGACAGCUCCCAUCGAAGGUGCUCGUCCUCCAUCUGCAAAAACAGACAGACGAGCGUUCAUCUGGGAUUGCUGUGCACAGGUGACAUUAAGAGGAGGAGGAAGACCACGGCUGUUCCCAGCACAGCAGGAGCCUGCAUCCCCUUCCAGGAGGACAGUCUGAGCGAGGCGGCGGAAGGUUCCAGAAACGAGAGCCGGCCCCUGGGCAUGGAGUCCACCGGAGGAGGCCACAUGGCUUCGGAGAAGCAGGACUUCAUCAAACCCGGGACAUUCUUCAGCAUGCAGAGGGAGCAAGAGGAGGACUGAGGGGCCAGGGGGAGAGGCGGGCACUCCCCCAUGGCUCCUUCCCUAAACUGGGGGGGUGGGGGGGGGGGUGCUAUGCUGGGUGUGUUCAGAGAGAGAUCUAAAUUACAUCUGAUAACGGCAAGUUGUUAAACUGAUUUUAAGCGGGGGAAAAAAGAAGCGUUCGCAGGGACUCAGAUUGCUGCUCCUCUGCACCGUGCUGAAAGGAGCCCUCACGCGCGGCACUUAAAGGAUGAAAAAAAUGUUAAUGCAAUCAAGCCUGUUAAUCACUUCUCUCUCAGUCAUUUCCACGAGCGGCGAGGAGGUUUCAAGGGCCACUAACGAAGUAACCUCGACGCGGCCGCGCCACCCGGGACCCGCGGGGGCCGCCGCGCCGGGCUCCGAGCCGCCCCGCCCCCCCGCCCGCCCAAACAAUUAUGCCCCGUUCGAGUUGUUAUGCAUUUGCCUGCAGGGACGCUAAAACGAUGGGGGGGGGGAGGGUGUUUUAAAGACCCCCGCGUCAAACCAACAGGUACCGCGGCGCGCUAACAGACAGAUACGAGGGCGUCAGAAAGCCGCGGUACCUCCCGCUGGUCGGGUUCAGAGACGCACCUUUCCGAAAGCCAGCCCCACAAAGAACAGGCCUCCUAUUAGCAUGGAUUUGAAAAUGUGCGCACACCACAAAGGCUCUCAUUUGCACAACAGAGGGAGUCUGUGUUUUGGUCCCUCCCGGGGGUAGUCCUUUUUCCUGUGCGCACCUUCUAUAUUCAAAUUUCCCCCCACAUUAAAGUUGGCGACAGCCAAGCCUCAAAAAUGAAUUUCCAACAUUAAAGCGGUGAGUAAUGUUUGUUGAUGUGUGUGGGUCUGAGCCGAGGAACGCUUCUCCUCACCUCCCAGCCUCAUUUGUACUUUGUUUUGGCGCAUGUUACAUAAAUGACAAGAGAGCAGCUCAAUUUAGCAUGUAAUGUCAUUUCUCGUUGUCUGUGCCUAUUCGAGGGAAAGCAAGUCCCUCUGUUUCAACAUGGUAGCGUGAGUUACUUCUGUGCAUUUGGAGUCAUGUAGAAGCAACGAAUAGUUCCGCAAAACUAAAACUCUUCAGUAUUCGUGACAAAUCUGUAUUUUUUUUUUUUUACUAGUGAGCCGGUGACUUAUUAUUUAAAAAAAAAAAAAAAAAGUGUUCUGGCCAAAAGUUCACUGACGGCCUUAAAAUAUGGAAAUGUGGCCGCCGCGAGUAUCUGAGCGCGGCAGACCCCGUCUGAGAGCGAACGGGGGGCCCGGGAGAGGCGCGGAGCCGGGCCGACCGGCCGUCGGCGGGGCGAUGAAAGGAGCGGUGAUUAAAAAGGGAUCCCCGGCCCCGUUUGAUGUGGCGCGGGGAACAGCGGUUCCGGCUGUGAGGCCCGGCGCUGGAGAACACAGAGGGGCGAGCGCCCCCCCCGCCCCCCCUCCCGGUUAGGGGCCGGCGUGCUAACGCUCCCGCAGAUGAAGGCCGAGGGUGACGCACGCACGCGCUACGCGGGGAAGGAUUAGAACCGCGGGACCUGACUGGCUGGCCCGGCUCGACCGCGGGGCGGUCAGCGAACGAGGGCGUCCCCUCGAAACCCCCGCAGCGGUGGGCCUGUGAUUGUGUGUGCGCCUGCUGGAGAAACCAGGUGUCUUCUGCACGUCUUCGUUGGGGAAAAAGGCAGGUGUUAACAAAGAGAAUGCGGGCUCAUGCAGUGCUGGACUGCUGGUGGUCUCCAGUUUGUCUGGAUGGGGUCUCUGAUCCAUUCUUAAGAUGCCAAGAGACAUGUCCGUGUCAUAUGUAGUAAACCGGGCUGGGGGGGGGCUGUGCCUUUUGUCCCCCACACACUUGUAAUUAGCAGUCACUAUGUUGAUGACCCCCUGGCUCCACCCUCCUCCCCCCCCCACCCUCUGAAUAUUGUCCUCAAUGGAUUUCCAAUGGCCAGGAACUUGGAGAUAGUCACGUGAACAGAGUCAAUUACCCUGUUACAGUUAAGAAAUCCACCAGGCUGAUACUGCUCAUAUUUCAUCCCCGGUAAGGAUUACCUGUCAGGCCCAGAGGAGAUGUAUUGAUCUGUUUUCCUUUUUCCGGCAGCAAUCACCUGACAAAGGCACCUAGGACCUGGGUGAAUGAGUGAUGCCCGCCCCGUCCCCCGCACCCCCCCCACCCCACCCCCCACGGGGGGCUUCCGCUGACCCAGUGACAGGGGGGAUAAUGUAGUCAUAAACUCUGCAUGAACUUGAGGGGAGUCGACUCUCUUCCCCCAAUCCGACCCCCCGGCCGGCCACCGCUCCCCCCGCCUCGAGCCAACCCGCCUCCCCUCGGUCGGAGCGUCAUCGAUUAUUUAUUCAUGCUAAUUGCGCCAUUCGGAGUGGAUAACGAGACGGGGUCGGGACACGCCUAUGCAAACACGCGGAGAGUUCAGCCUUUCAUUCACGGCUGGGCGGCACGUGAACUCCCCCCCUGGUGCUUAGUCUGCAGUCAUUUCAUCCAUUCAUAAAUGGAGCCCAUGUACGAUGCUGAAAUUCACACCGUUUCUCCCAUUGUUGUGAAUGGAGGGUAAAAUAUUCACAGGGCGAGGCUAAGAUUAAAUAUGACAGCAUUACCAUAGAAGAUAGUUAUAGUCACCAUGCCCAUGCCCAUGGUAUCAGUCCCUAAUGACACAUGCAGUUUUAUAUUUUGAAAUGUAUAUUUAUGGCAGUGUUUCUGUGUUGUAAAGUAAAUUUAUAUUGCCAACAACAGUGAAUCAAUAAAAUAGAUCAAUCUCGAAAGAUAGACUCCGUAAUGUAGAAAUUAGGAAGGCGUUCUUUGAAUCGGUUUCUUCUUUUAUGUGUGUGAAACAAGACUUGGUAUAAAGUAUUACAAAAUAUAUGGUAAAAUAAUUGCUCUUUUUAAAGUCUUUCAGAACAGGAUUUCCUGUUAAACGUAACACGAAGGUGCUAACAUAUUACAGUGUAAAUUCAUUGCUCCUUCAGAAAUUUUAUGGCAGCUGAGAUUUUUUUGGGAAGAUUUUUAAUUAUAUUUUUUGCCUUGUUUUACGGGGAUAGGGGAAGGAAGUUGACCUAUUAAAAUAGUAAUAUCCCAGAACUGCCUAUGUUGCACGUAAUGUGGAUACAGCAUAUUUCCACAAAGAGAUUGAAACCAUCCAAUAUUUAACGUAAACUAGCUGUGUCAUCGUUAUUACUUUUAGUAAGAAAUUGACUACCAGAACUCUAUCCGUAAGCUCCUUGUACAUUGUCUACUGAGUCAGGGGUUACGAGCGCUCUCUCUCCCUGCAUUUUCCAGUAGGCCGAGUUGAUGUCAAGGUCCUUAGGCAGCUUUUUCAUACGAGCGAGAAAUUAGCACAAUCUUGUUAGUCGUAACCGUAUCUUAAUCCUAGCUGUGGACGCAUGCAUAAUUACUAUGCCAUUGCAGAUGAUCCAAUGAGGAAUGUUUCCCGCCUUGAGAGCCUGCUCUGCUUAUUAUUCAGUGUUAAGUACGUAGUGUGAUGUACGUGUAGAUAUUACACAUCUCUUCAGGUUUGUAUCCCAUUUCUUUAAAGUAGGUACAUCAUCUGGAAUGUGAAAUAAUCGCAAGGUUAAAAAAGAACGCAUCAUUAUUCCAUCUCCACUUUUCUUCAGUGGCGGUAGAUUAAUAGCCAAAUAAGGAAUGGAAUUAAUCUGAAUCUCGAGUUGUAAUAUCAGAAGUACGUAGUAUGGCUUUCUGUGGUCCCUGGAUGUAGAUAACAUGUUACUGCAGCAAUUGUUUGUCAUACUGUGAAUACAUGUUAAUAUGAAAAGGCCUGCAUGUUCUCUUGGUAAAAUUACAGACCUUGUGUGACUUAUAAAUGAUCCUCCUAUCACACUGCUUCAUUUAAGAACUGUAGAGCAUUCAUUUGAAGUACCGGAUAUGUAGAUUUGUCAGGGAUGUUAAUGAUUAUUUGCUCAUCUGUUUAUUUUGUGGUGCUAUUAUUAACAGUACAUUUUUACCCUUCUGCUAUGUUUUUCAUAACUGUUUACUUGGGUAAACCUUUCUCUGUCCCUUCACAAGGAAGGCACUGUAUGACCAAAGACUAAAAGGGAAUGCAUUAGAGUUUGAUGCUUAAAUACAUUUCAUAAGAAUGUAACUAGUUUGGGGAGAUGCUUAAAAUGUACAAUUGACUUUUACUGUUUUAAUUUACUCUAAAAUAAUUUUCUAGUCUGUACAUAUAUUUUAAACAUUGGGUUUUAGUGUAUACUUUGGCAGCUAUCUAGUAUACAGUUACACAAACCAAUGAACAUUUUUCUUUUUAAUGGAAAACAUAAAUCAUGGCAGGAGGCAUUAUGCACUACAAAUGAACAUCCACUAGCACAAUGGCUGGCCUGAUGAUGUCAUAUUUGUUGGAAUGGGCAUCCAGUUUUUACAGAUCAAUUCUUUAUAGCAGAAAAGGCCAAACUCUAGUGCAGUAUAAAUUUGUAGCGCAACUGGAGCCACCAUUAGAAUUAAUCAGGCUUUCUUUUCUAAAUAAUAAAAAUAAAUAAAAGUUAAUUCAGUUGAACACAUUUGUUGAAGUGAAGAACAUUCUUUUAAGUAUCCACAAUAUUCCUAAGCACAAUAUGCUGGCUUAAGUUUUCAGUUUAAUGUUUGGUAAGGUAAGCUAACAAGAUCUGAAAGUGCCAGGCUAUAGAAAAAUAGCAGGCUACCGAAUCUUGUAAAAAUAAUUUCCAUUAAAUUACAUUUUGGGGCUAGUUCCUUAUAAGCAGUGUAAUUUCAGUUAAACAUUAACAUUUAUAUGGAGUCACCAAAUAAUAUUAAGAAAAAAACCUUACUUUUCUUUUGCUAGACUGGGGGAUACCUGCCGCCUACCCAGAAUUCCAAGAAUCUCCUGAAAAAUGACUGUAGGAUGAAUAGUAAUUUGUACAAAUUUUUUUUUGGUGACCUGCUAACUGCUAUAUUUACUCCAACCAUAUGCUGUAGGUUGGUGUCCUUUGCUACUAGCCAUCUAGCUUGCUGGUUGAAAAAUUCUGUGGUCCAGCAAAACAAACGAGUGUAUGUAUUUGAGCUGGAUGGCCAUGUAGUUUGUUCAGGCAAAUUAUUUGUUUUGUUUUAUGGGACAUGUUCUGUUUUGGCUCUAUAGGGAUACAGAUAUGCCUGUGAGUCUCUAACUUUUCAUUCUCUAUGUAGCUAGCUAAUGUAACAACAUGGUCUCCAAUGACAAAGCAAGACAUAAUGCUCUAAAACAACAUAAAUUGAUGCACUUGGCUGCUUCAGCUAGUUUUAGCUAUUGCAGCUGGUAUUUUUAAAUGUCCUAUUAUUUUGAAAUCUGCCUUCAAAGAAUAUGUUCGUUAAUUAGCUUAACUAUUGAUUUGAUUUGUAGGAUGGCAAAAAAGUAUUUGCAAGCUUGUCUCCUUCCAUAGUUUGCAUAUAUUUAGCUCAUGUCCAGUCCAUAAUUUACUGACAGUAAAAUGGAUUUAAGGUUGCUAGCUUACUAUCAAUUCAUCUUGGACAAGUAUUCACAACUGUGAGGAUACAGGUGUGCCUCUGAGCUUUUAAAAAAAUAUAACAUCAUAUCUGUCAACUGCAAAUCACUGGACAGCAUAAAUAGUUAGCCUUCUAGCUAGCUGCAGAUGCCCCCUUAGUAAUUUUAAAAUGCCAUUUAUUCAUAUUCUCUGUCUGAUAAAAGUGGAAUGAUCGUCUCUAUCUUUUGUGCGUAAUGGCCAUAGUUCUGUCUUUCAUUUGUUUAAUUCUAACGUGGACGUGUCUUUGUUACAAACUUGCAGAUUAGCUUUGCAUUUACCUGAUCAUCAUGCACCUGCACAGGAAAGCGAAAGUUGGGGGCCUACUGCUUUUCUGGAAAGGUGACUGGUUAGGAAUAUUGUGGAUAAGACUUUCCUGUUGGCUUGCCCUUGCAGUCUAACCUCUCAAACUUUAUGGAGUUUUUUAAUGACAGACAUGUCAUAUUCUAGCGGUUGUGAAUUUGGACCAGAUCCACCACAUCUGGAAAAAGAAUGGAAAUAUACAUAUUAAUAAUAAUAUUUUGGGCCGAUGCUUGGGAAGUGAUUAAAAGCCUCUGGUUCUUUAUCACCACACUGUUAGUCCAAGUGUAUUUAUUCCAUUUUAUUUUGUUAUUGAAUUAUAAAACUGCAAGUGUUCAGGAGGACCCUGUUAUGUUUGUGUUGUUUACUCCUUAGGUUAAUUGUUUUUGUAUGUGUACUCUGCUGGUAUACUGUAUGUUAUGACUUAUGACCAUUAACUGGAAAAGAUUGACAUAUGUAUUAUUCCAAUAAACAAAAAUUCAAAAGCAA
Anguilla rostrata (American eel) is the source of this 7846-nucleotide messenger RNA. Its product is annotated as G patch domain-containing protein 2-like. Bases 167 to 1606 code for a protein of 479 amino acids. Lineage: Eukaryota; Metazoa; Chordata; Actinopteri; Anguilliformes; Anguillidae. The transcript has 10 exons. Gene Ontology annotation, cellular component: nucleus. The record is from RefSeq and is a predicted model, not a curated record.